AUGGCACUUUUAUUUGUUCUACAUUUUACUAGCUUGAUAAAAGACAGUGUGUCUAAUUCGUUGCAACAAUCCAACAACUCAUUUUGUCAAUUGAACAACAGUGAAGCUUCCAUCAAAAUUUUCCCAUUUAGCUUGCACAGGUCCACAAAUAUCAAUGGUACAGUAAAGAAAGGCCAACUUAACGUUUAUUGUGCAAAUUUUGAACAAUCAAAUGUUUUGGAUUUGUUACGAAUUCGUGUACGCUUACAUGAUAUCAACAGUUCUGUGGAUAGCAGUAAAUUAAUGUUACAAAUAACCCGCUAUCAUCCAAUUGAUGCGAUAUCAUUUGCAUUACCAACUAAAAAUGGUGACAUGGAAGACGGCGUAAUGUUACCAGGUUUGGAUGUGGAAACUGCGGAACCACUCUUUGGUAAUAGAUCUAUUUAUCUGAUCAUUUUGGUGGUAGCAAAUUCAGACAAAAUUUUAGCAUACAGCAUCUCUGUCAAAAUUUAUGAUCGAUCUCAGUAUAACAUCAUCUUGCGUGCGCCAAAAUUCAGCCGUCCUCUUUUGAAUCAAAAGAUCUCAGCAAUGAUGCCAAUCGCAUUCAGAGUUCAUAUUUCUGAUCCUUCUCUCCGAAUCCUUAAAAUAACCGUGAAAAGUGACAACAAUUUUUGCGCUUUUCUGAUAGUUCGAAACUACUCAACUAUACUCCUGCAUUCAGGGAUGCUUACUCUAAAUUCCUUCAUGCAGGUAACAUUCACCCGAAAAGCAUCCUUUAUGGUAUUGGCAAAUUCACCACUUCAUGUUUUCGUGAUGAUGAUGAAUGAUCGUGCAUGUGGUACAUUUGCUCCUACUCGGGAACAUAACCGCGUGAAGAAAUUCGACAUCGAGUUUAGUAGUCUUCAGUCAACUUCAUCAUAUCCCUUGGUAAUGAUGACGAUGUUUUAUUUGACAUUAUCUAUCAUCUUCCUUGCAAAUGAUCAACUUAUGCCACCUCUUCCUACCAAUCAAAGAGAAACCGAUAUACCGUUGAUCACUCUGUCAGAUGAAAGCAAUUCAGGAACACCUUCAAGUUCCACAUAUCAGGAAAUUAGACGUGUGAACGAUUCACAUAAUAUUCUUGUGGAUAUUCAGAUGGAAAAAGAUGAGCAGGAAUUUCUAAAAAGCACCGCAUGGUUGCGAACUACUGAACAACGUACUAUCGGCACCGAUAGUAAUGAAAUCAUUAUGCAAACAUUUGAAUUAAACUGGAAUAUCUAUGUGCCUUAUUUUGCUUCCGUGCUAAUUGUGCUCCAAUAUUUUUAUACAUUAUUAUUGGAUCAACUGACACUGAUGAAUAAUAAUUUGGAUACUUGCUAUUACAAUAUGGAAUGUUCGAUUGUAUUAGGACCAUUUCAGGCAUUUAAUCAUGUAUAUAGUAAUGUUGGAUAUUUUUUACUCGGCUUCCUUUUCUUCAUUUUGAUCGGCCGUCGUUAUAAGCACUGGAAAUAUUGCAAUUGUAUUGGGUAUAAUUAUUGCCCAAACAUUUUUCUUAAUAUUGGUAUGGUGAUGUGUUUAGAGGCCUUUGCUAGUGCGUUCUAUCAUAUUUGCCCUAAUCCUCGAAUUUUUCACAAUGAUACCUUAUUUGUCGAAGUAGCUUUGGUUCUUCUAAUGGUACGACUCUAUUUUGUUCGUCGUGGCGGUGUUACACUAAGUGGAAUCUUCCAAUCAAUUAUCUUUGCCACUUCUUUCCAUUUCAUUGGCAAUAUAACUAGAGAUUGGAGAAAGUGGUUGAGGUGCUGCUGGCAUGCAGAAAAUGAAAGGGACAAAAGUUUGAUAUUGAAAAAGAGGUUGCUGGUUUGCAUUACCGUAUGCAAUAUUGCAUUAGCAUUACUAUUCGAAACAGGUUUGCUGCAGACAUCAUGCAUUACGCUUCAUCUUAUAGUGCUUAAUACUGUUGGCUACUUUAUUUACUACAUUUCUUGCAAGAUUAUUAGUGGUGAAACAAUCCUAAUACGUGCUUCUAUUUAUGCUAUUGCUUCAUUUCUACUUUGGAUUGCUGCUUUUUAUUUUUUCAGUCGUGGCAAGAAUUGGACUGGAGGGAAUCGAACUGAGGCUGAAGAGUGCAUACUAUUCCAAUACUUCGACUAUCACGAUAUUUGGCAUUUUAUUUCUUCACUGGCAUCAUUCUUUUCAUUAAUUGCCGUUGCCAUACUUGAUGACGACGUCAUGAUAUCCGAAUUCGGCCGACGACCAAUUUCCAUCUUUUAA
Cercopithifilaria johnstoni is the source of this 2229-nucleotide messenger RNA. NCBI's taxonomy places the organism in Eukaryota, Metazoa, Nematoda, Chromadorea, Rhabditida, Onchocercidae. The record is from the annotation of a GenBank genome assembly.